Cyprinodon tularosa is the source of this 4993-nucleotide messenger RNA. Its product is annotated as serine/threonine-protein kinase 4-like. Gene Ontology annotation, biological process: protein phosphorylation; intracellular signal transduction; regulation of MAPK cascade. The record is from RefSeq and is a predicted model, not a curated record. The coding region runs from base 373 to 1857 and encodes 494 amino acids. Gene Ontology annotation, molecular function: ATP binding; protein serine/threonine kinase activity. The transcript has 11 exons. Gene Ontology annotation, cellular component: cytoplasm. NCBI's taxonomy places the organism in Eukaryota, Metazoa, Chordata, Actinopteri, Cyprinodontiformes, Cyprinodontidae.
UGCCCACCCCUCAGCACUUCCUGGUUCUCUCAGGUGGACGAUAGAGCGGUGCCAAACGCUCUGUCAAACAAGCCUUAAGUUGCCCAGACACAGCGAGAGGAUGUACCUGGAGGCGUGGAUACCACAGCCCGAAAAAAACAAUUUACUGCGUAAACCCAUUUUUUCAGAAUGAUAAAAAUACACGGUGUUUUUUACGGUAACCGAGCAGCAGCGGGAGAAUCGCAUCUGUGAAGCAGCGCGUUAGCCGCCGCUGUUAGCAGGCUAGCAGGCGGCGACCUGCUACUGUUAGCUUCGACUUGACGUUGUCCAGCUCGGUUCAAGUUUAACUCCAGACCUGAAUUAGAAGAGUCCAACUGAACUGAACGGAAAAACAUGGAAACCAAGGAGAAAGUACAGAUGAGGAAUAACCCCCGCAGGCAGCUGAAGAAGCUGAGCGAGGACAGCCUCACCAAGCAGCCAGAGGAAGUCCUUGAUGUCCUAGAGAAGCUGGGUGAAGGGUCUUAUGGUUGUGUCUUUAAGGCCAAUCACAAAGAAACCGGGGAGAUUGUUGCUAUCAAACAAGUUCCUGUGGAGUCUGAUCUGCAGGAGAUCAUCAAAGAAAUCUCCAUCAUGCAGCAAUGCAACAGUCCCCAUGUAGUGCGCUACUAUGGCAGCUAUUUCAAAAACAGUGACCUGUGGAUAGUCAUGGAGUAUUGUGGUGGAGGAUCAGUAUUGGAUAUCAUCCGAUUACGUAACAAGACGCUCUCAGAAGAUGAGAUUGCCACUGUCCUUCACUCAACACUGAAGGGUCUGGAGUAUCUUCACUUCAUGAGGAAAAUCCACAGAGAUAUCAAAGCUGGAAACAUUCUGCUGAACACAGAAGGUCAAGCCAAACUGGCUGACUUUGGAGUUGCUGGACAGCUUACAGACACCAUGGCAAAGCGAAACACAGUCAUCGGCACACCGUUCUGGAUGGCUCCGGAGGUCAUUCAGGAGAUAGGCUACAACUGUGGGGCUGACAUCUGGUCCUUGGGAAUUACAGCCAUAGAGAUGGCUGAGGGCAAACCGCCCUAUGCUGACAUACAUCCAAUGAGGGCAAUCUUCAUGAUUCCAACCAAUCCUCCCCCAAUGUUUCGCAACCCAGAUCAUUGGUCACCAGAUUUUCUAGACUUUGUCAAAAAAUGUUUGGUGAAAAACCCUGAAAAUAGGGCAACAGCUACACAGCUGUUACAGCAUCCUUUUAUCAAAUCAGCCAAACCCAAUUCCAUCCUGAGAGCCUUAAUCCAAGAUGCAAUGGAGAUCAAACUAAAGAGGCAAGAGGAGGCAGAGCAGAGAGAACAAGACGCUGAAGACGAAAACAAUUCGGAUGAAGACGAGGUUGAUCAGGGGACAAUGGUUCGGGCUGGAACCGGUGAUUCUGGAACUGUUCGGGCUGCUGGCUCAUUGGCAAGUUCACUAAGUGGUACCAUGAUCGAGCACGAGGACACGGGAACCAUGCAGUCACAGCUUGGCACCAUGGUCAUCAACUCAGAUGAUGAGGAUGAGGAAGAGGCUGGUACUAUGAAAAGGAGAGACGAGACGAUGCAGCCGGCCAAGCCGUCCUUCCUGGAGUACUUUGAGCAGAAAGAAAAGGAAGUAAACAAUCACAAUGAUGGUGGACGCCGCGGAGAAAACAACGCAGACAACCGCAAACUCCCAGCUGAAGGAGAUCUUGAAGUUGUCAGUACAUGGUCGGUGGAGGAGCUGCGGAUGAAACUCGCCUCCCUGGAUCCUCAGAUGGAGCAGGAGAUAGAGGAGAUCCGCCAGCGUUACCAGGCUAAGCGGCAGCCCAUCCUAGAUGCAAUCGCAGCAAAAAAGCGACUUCAGCAGAACUUCUGAGAAGGCCCUGCAGACGUCUUUACACCUCCUCUGCGUCUGUAACAAAUGUCUCAUCCUGGUUGCUGGACAAGAUUUAAUGUAGCUGGAUGUGACAUCUGGAAACUCAUGGAAGAAAUUAAACGUGGACGGCGCACCUUGAUGUCAAAGACCUUCCCUGUUCUACAGAAUGCUGGUUUGAUUGGAGGGAAUCUGCUUUCUUUAAGAGCUCAUUCAGAAAUGAGCAAAGAAAAAGUUUUCUAUCUGAACUGGAUUUGCAGGUUUCUUCAUCUGCCUUCAACAUUGCAUGCUUUUUUUUUUUUUUUUGAAAGGACCGUGACUGCGCUCAAACCAUCAACAACCUUUAAGUUUUUGGUUUGUCAGCAGGUGCUCUUAUUGAGGGCUUCCUCUAUGCUGGAAAAUGGCUGCUGCUACAUGUGAGUGUUUCUACUCCUGUCUGGAAAAACAAGAAAUAGAUCAAAUAACUUUCCUCUUUAAUAAUGAAAAAGAAGCACAAAAAGCAGAACACAGAGAUUUAAUGAGUUAAGACCAGCACAUGACUGCCUUCCCUAUGACACAGGUUGAUCAGUUUACAUGUCAAAGUUUAAUAUGGAUCUAAACCAGCUUGAGGCCUUUAGAAACUGCUGUAACAAAUUCAGAGCCCAGAAGAAGGUUUAAAGGUUUCUCUUUUAUUCCUCAGUGAAGUGUUUGAAUUUUUCUCCCUCAGUUUCCUUAAACCGGUACGUUAGUAAUUUUACUCUCAGCCCUGGAUGUAAAUGUUAAAUUAUCUUAAACAGGAAAGGCUGAUUUCCUUUUUCCUAAGAGAGAUAGCGGCAACAAUAUUAUAAAGGAAUCCGUAGGAUUUUCAGGCUUCUUUGCUGUUUUUUUCUCACAGAUAUGUAUUGUGUUUGGUGAUGAUGAUGUUGCCUUCUUUCUUUUUUUCACCAGAGCAGCUGGUGCAGGUCCAUCUGAGACUUCAAGCUGCAGAAUUUUAGGUUAAUGUGCAACCUGAUCAUUGGGGUUGCACGUUUUCUAUCACAUGCUAAAUGUCUGCAUCCCUCUGGGGUUCAUAGCACUUUGGUCAAGUUGAUGUUCUGGAUAUCUGUGCAACUAUGGCAGAGCUGUUUGUUUGUCCACUGUUGCCUUUCGUAGACAUUCCUUCUCUGAAUCUAAAAAGAUCAGAAGAUCAUUAAAGUUAACACAAAAACACAAAACUACAUUAAAAAUUAUAUCAGUAUUUUGAACAGUAUUAAGUUUAGAACGCUGAAAAAACAAAACAAAUGGAGCAUUUUUAAAAGUUAACGCAAAUGAGCAAUUAUUACUUAACAAAUCCAAAUUAUAAUUUAAUAUAUAAUUUUUCUGUAAUUGAAUUUUGAUCUUCUACAACCUGUUUUAGAGCCUUGCAAGCUUUCUUCACAUUUAUGAUUGAGGCGUAAGAAAUUAUUAACUCAGCUUUAUGCCUCACAUUUAUAAUUUAAAGGGAUUCAAUCAGAGUGGAGACAUUUUUGUUGCUUAUUUCCUUUUAGGUCAUCAUUAAAGACUCCUGGAAAAAAUAAAGAGUUUAGGCUGUACUUACCUCAAGGUUCAGGCGUGGAUGUAAUAUUUGAGAACAAUUCAAAGUUUGUGAUUUUUAUGUUUCGCAUACAAACCGUUUUGAGGGAGUAUUUUGAUCAUGUUUUUGCCUUGUUUUAACCACCAGUGUCCUUAAUAUUUUUUUGCUUCAUUUAUUCAGUCCAUUAAUGUAUUGUAAUUUCCAACUACACAUGAAACGGUAAUUAGAUUGACAAAUUAACCAAACAAAUUAAAAUAAGGUUUUUUUUUCUACUUUUAACAGCUUCCAAAAGGCCUCUUUCUAGAAAAAAUUCAGCUUUACUUGUGACAUUCCUAAGCUUUUCCAGCAUUUCAGACAUAUCUACUUUUCAUCUAGCUCAAAGAAAGUGAAUAGAAAUAAAAUAAGGGACGAGUAUAUUUUUGUUACAUAGGUUUAGAGCUGACACGGUCAGAAAGGUGGAAGCCUUUAGUUACUGUGAGUAAAACAAGCUUCUCAGGUCAUCAAACUCCUCAGGGGUGUAAAUAAUGACAAUGAGAACCUGCUGUAGAUGUUUAGAGACGUUCCACACAGACUGAAUGAGAAGCAUUCAGCUGUGUGAGUGCUAGCAUUUCAGCUUUGCUGUUAGUUAAAUGAGGGAAUCCCUUCAGCUGAAUGCUGUAAUUAACUGAGCUUCUUCUUUGGAUGCCAUCAUUUUCUGUAAUAAGACAAUUUUUUUUGUGUUGCAAGCUAAAGGGAUUCUUAUUUCAUCCUGUGGUUUUACACUGAAUGCACUGCUUCCUUUUUCUGAUCAUCAUUCAAUUUUUUUGUGACUGUACAGGAAAAAGGACAAAUCCUGAAAAUAAUCUCAUUAGUAUUACUGAAUUAGAUGAAAAACCUGUUGAGUUCUGCUCAAACGCUUACAAAAAAAAGUCUAAAUCACUGGAGAAAACCGACACAAGGCUAACGUUGCUGAAGUGAAAUACGUAGAAGCUAAUGUUCCUUUGUUUUAUUGUUUGAAACUUUAAAAACGGCAAACAACAAAGUCAUCAGAUUUUCCUGAGCCAGAAUCUGCUGCUCCACUGUUCUAAUUGUUUUUAAAAGGUUUACAGUAACGGUAAACCUUUAAUGUGUGGAAAAGGAAAAUGUGUUUUAUUAAGUGCUGAUUAUGGGUAGUUUGAUUUCUGUUAUUUAAAUUAUUUACAUACUUUAGGUUUAAAAUUGAAAUCGAUAUAAUUUACAAAGUGUAAAUCCUACUAAAAUUUCUUUCUCCAGUCUUACCACUGUUCAGAUUUUCUUUAUACCUAUUUAAUAUCAUUGAAAUAAAGACUAAAUUGUGGAUAGAUGUACGAUUUAUUAAGACAUAGACCUCUAAAAGCAUUAUAUUUUAGCAGUGCUCCUGGCAUCUAUUAUAAGACAGAUUUAACAUGGAUACAUCAAAGUGUUUUGGAAGUCAUUGCCUUUUGGGUUCUAAGUACAAGACUGUUUGUCUGCAUGCGAGUUUACUCGUCACUCUCCAAGGUGCAUGUGCCUUAACACACAGCAUGCAGUACAAGUCAAGAAUAUGUUGCGAUCAGUGGUAUUUGGUUUGUGUUUUUUUGUUUGCUUCUUUAAUAAAGAGAAUAAACUAAA